AAAUAAAGCAAGUAGAUUGCGCAAUAUCCAGACUUAUUACCAAAAGCCUUCAAUGAGCGAAUAGGAAAUGCCGCGAGCGCUGUUUAUUGCGGCCAGCAACGCUGGCGUGGAGGGAUGGAUUGCCUCGCUUGCGGCUGCUGGCGCACCUGUGAAGCAUAUAGCCGCUUGGGCGGGUCCUGGGGAGCUCGGGCGUCGGCAUACCAGCGCUGUGAAUUCGGACCCGUUCCUGCUGGGCCCUGGCGUUUCGCUCGAGGCGCAGCUGGCGCAGCAGCUCGGCUGCGGUGCGAGCUCGGACGCGCUGCUGGUAGUGUCGGUGGAGCCCGCCUCGCAGCCGCUGCUGCCGCGCGCGGGCGUAGUGCUGCUGGUGUGGCAGCCCCAGGUCCCCAGUCAGGUGCUGGACCAGGUGCAGCAAGCGCUCGCCGCGGCGCCCUGCCUGCUCGCUGACGGCGCGGCCGCCGUGCGCGGGCUGCUGCUGGUGGACGCGUCGCCCAGCAUCACGCUGUCUGUCACGCACAAGGUGCUGGAGGGCGCUGGCCUGGCCGCGCUGGCGCGGAAGCCCACAGUGCUGGCUUCCCGCGCUAGCGCCUCGCCGCAGGCCGCGCUGCAGGCUCUGCAGCAGCUCGCCGAGCCGCUGCCGCCUGCGCCCGCGCCACAGCCGGCGCUUCCAGCCUCCGCGGGCAGCGUGGUGCGCAUCGCGGUCGCGCGCGACGACGCGUUCGGCCCGGCCUUCCAUGAGAACCUGACCCUGCUGAGCCAGGCCGGCGCGCAGCUGCUGUUCUUCUCCCCCCUCUACGACACCACGCUGCCCGCCGGCGCCACCUGCCUGUACCUCAGUAGCGGCGGCGCGCUGGAGCCGGAGCGGUGGCAGCAGCUGGCGGCCAACCGGCCGCUGCUGGCUGCAGUGCGCGCGUUCGCGGACGUGGGCGGCAUGGUGCUUGCGGAGGGCAGCGGCCUACUGUACCUGUCCCGCACAGUGGAGCUGCAGGAGGAUGACGGCGGCCACCACCACCGAGCGCACGAGAUGGCCGGCGUGCUGCCGUUCAAGACGCGGCUGCUGCCGGAGCCGCAGUCGGCGGCGGUGCAGUUGUCGGUGCUGCCGGGCAACCCGCUGCUGCCGCCCGGCGCGAGGCCGCGCGGCUACCUGUUCGCGGAGGCCAGCCUGGUGCUGGUGGAGGAGCGGCAGCUGCAGGGGCUGGGGCUGGGCGGGCUGGGCUCGACACCGGGCAAGGGCGGCGCCGGCGGCAGCCACUUCGCCACCACCUACGAGGCGGUGGUGGUGUCGCCGGGCAAGGGCGGUGAGCGCGAGGAGACGGCGCCGGCGGCGGAGGGCUACACGGUGCAGAACGUGCUGGGCAGCGCGUGCCUGCUGUACCUGCCCAGCGAGCCCGGGCUGGCGGCGCACAUGCUGCGGCGCUGUGCGUGCGUGGACCCGGCGGCGCUGGCUGCGGGCAUGGCCACGCACCUGGGCUGCAGCAUGUCGGCGGUGAGCAGCAGCAAGAUGCAGCUGCACGCGGCGGCGCUGGCAUCCAAGGACGGCAGCCGCGCCGGCAGCCGGCGGCAGAGCAUCCAGGAUGUGUCGGCCUGGGGCGCCACGUUCAGCAGCGGCACAGGCGGCGACCGCAGCGGCACCAGCACGGCGAGCGGCAUGGGCGGCCACGGGCCUGUGCAUGGGCACUACCCGCCGCACGUCCACUCCCACCAGCACCACGCCUCGCUGCCGAUGCAGCCCGUGGCGGGCAGCGGUACCACUGCGGCAAACAGCGCCACCUCGCCGCACGUGACGGGAGCGCCGCCGCUGCCCCACAGCAGCAGCAGCACGUCGCUGUCGAACUCCGGCUGGGUGCCUCCCGGCGUGCGCCGCAGCCUUUGCGGCCCGCUGGCACUACAGGGCGGUAUGCAGCACGUGCAGUCGCAGCCGGAGGCGGCAGCGGCGGCGGCAGCGCAGACCGGCGGCGCCUGGCGGCCGUCGCAUGACGGGCCCUACUCGGUAGGCCAAUCCAACCUUGCCCGGCAACAGGUGCUACUGCAGCAGCACCUUGCCGGCGUCACGCCGGCGGGCAGCACUGCCAGCAUGUCGCCCUGCUCAACCUCGACUGCGGCGACGUCGGUGUUCGCGGCGCCGCCGCGCCCCGAGACGCCGGAGCCGCUGGUCGCCGCCGCCGCAGCCUCCUCAGCCAUGAUGGACUUGGAUGUGCCGCACCCGCCGGCUCCUGCGUGUGCCGACGUUGCCGGCGGCAUGUCGUGCGGCCUGGGCUCCGCGUGCGGGCGCUGCCGCAGCGAGCAGCUGCCCACGGUGCUGGAGCGCAGCGGCAGUUUCAACGGCCACCCCGCGCCGCCGGUCGGCGCGUCGGCGGACGGCACCGCCUGCGGUGCCGGCACCAUCAUGCACCACGCCGCCAGCGCCGGCUCACUCGCGACCGCGCACGCCAGCACGUCGGGCUGCGGCGGCGCGGAGCUGUCGGCGCAAGGCUACGGCCGCGGCGCCGCCGGUCCCGACGACUGGAGCAGCAGCGGCGUGAGCGCCUCUGGCUGGCCCAUGUACGGCCACCGGCAUGGCAGCAUGCCCAUGCUCGCCUCGCUCGCCAACGCGGGCGGCGCGCCGUCGCACGCGCACAGCAGCGGCGUGGUGUGCUGUGCGCCCGGCGCCACCGAGGCGCUGGUGGCCAUGGGCCUGGGCAACCGGCUGGCGGGCAUCGGCAGCGACUGCGACCACCCGCCGGACGUGUGCACCAGCCGCCGCGUGGUGCUGGCCUGGGUGGCGCCGGAGGAGGCGCCACAGGGCGCCGCGGCGCGCGGCAUCCGCGUCAUCCAGCCAGCUGCUUUGGGUGCAGCGGCGGCGGCGGCGGCGCAGGGCGCCGGCGGAGGCUUCCUGGCGGCGGCGGCGGGCGGCCGCGCGGGACGGCCGUCGGUGGACAAGUCGGGGCCGGGCGCUCGCGGCGGCUGCGGGCGCGUGCUGCUGGUGGACGAGCUGUCGCUGCGGCAGGAGCCGCCGGGCGUGCUGGUGCUGCCCGACCCGUGCGACCUGUCGGACUCGGAGCGGCUGCAGCUGGAGCAGGCGCUGGUUGAGACGGGACUGCUGCAGCCAGGCGGCGCGCCGGGCGGCGCCUGUGCGGUGCUGCACGCCAGCUGCCGCAGCCUGGUGGACGUGAUGGAGCUCAUGCUGGAGCUGGGGGCGGCGGCGGGCGAGCCCGACAAGGCCUCCAUGCUGCUGGAGCGGCUGCAGGCGAGGAUGCGGCGGGUGGCGGCCGCCGUGGCCGCCGCGACGCUGGCGGGCGGCGGCGCAAAUGGCGGUGUGGGAGGCGGCGUUGUGGGCCAAGCAGGUUUGGGGCGGCUGCCUGGUGGCGUGGCGAGCUCAAUGGCGCUGGCGGCCGCGGCCGCUGCGGCGGCCGCGGUGUCGCCGGUGGCGGGCGCCAUGCCGCCGCUCCUGCCAGGCGGCCGGCCGCGGCGUGUGCUGGUGCUGCAGUCGUUGAUGCCCAUGGUGGAGCCCGGCAGGUGGGUGCCUGAGAUGCUGGCGGUGGCCGGCGCCUCCUCCUGCCUGGCCGUGCCCGGCGGCGACGACGUGGCGCUGUCCUGGCAGGACGUGCGGGAGCGUGCCGCGCCCGACGUCAUCAUCAUCCUCACAUCGCCCGGAGACGGCGCGGGCGUAGGCGGCUGCUGCGUUGUGCCAAGCCACCACGCGCAUCCCAGCGCCGGGCCGCACGCCGGCGGCGCGGGCGCGCCGCACAGCCACGCCAGCUGCGCCGGCGGCGCCGGCGGCGCGGGCGGCAGCCUGAAGGAGCACCUGGCGGCGCUGGCGGCGCAGCCGGGCUGGUGGUGCCUGCCGGCGGUGCGCAACAGCCAGGUGUACCUCAUGCAGGCCGCGUACUGCGUGCGGGCGGGGCCGCGCGUGGUGGAUGGCGUGGAGCUGCUGGCGCGGCUGCUGCUGCCGCCGGGCUGCUUCGCCAGCGGCCGCAAGGUCCCGCCCGGCGUGGUGAUGAAGCUGUCGCUGACGCCAGGGCAGCGCUGCCGCGCGACGCUGCUGCCCACAUACUUUGUACCGUACAACCCUUGAUCCGGGCUGCGCUUGGGACUUGAGCAUGUGCAACAGCGAUUGUGGUUUGAGGUGCUGAUAGCGUGGGGUAAUGCGCGUGGGUAAUGCGUGCGUGUACCGGUAUUCUUUACGUUGGGUUUAGGAGGGACGCAGUUGCACAACCGGGCCCCUUGACGUGACCCGCAUCAUCUCGGCCCAUGACAUGCACCAGGCGCCCAGUGAUACAGCAUCCUUGCCAGCGGUCUAUCUGACCGACCGGCUCCGACCGGCAGGGGCAUGAUAGUGGAUACACCUGACAGUGCUGCAUCCGCAGGGCAUCUGACUGCCGGUGUGGUGUAGUUCUCUCCACGCGGUGUGUAGCGUUUCAUCGGUAUACCUAGUGGACUGCUUGACGGUGUAUGUAUUGCGUCUUGUAUGUGUGUGUUACCCCCUGGUAACGCUGUGAAAGAGAUCAGACAUAAGCGCCGUAGGACUGCGUGUGUUGCAGGGGCUCGAGCUGCUACAUGGGUGCAGCCACGCUUAUGUACUUCAUGAUUGAAGCACUUUGGGUAGUGACUGGCUAUUUGCGCAUAGCUGGUUUGAGGCAUAGGCGUAGUGUAAUAGGCAUGACAGGUGGAUGACGCUAAUCGCGCGCUUGUUUGGCGAGGAGGUGGCUGUCUGGUGCACACGUGUGGGACACAAGGGCCUUGGGGUUGGAUUGUGUGUCGCGAGUUAGACGCGACACGAUAAGUAGACAAGAGUUUUGCAGGCCAAGGAAGUAUGCGAAAGUUUGUAUAGGUGCUGUAACCGAGAAACAUA
This is a messenger RNA of Chlamydomonas reinhardtii, 4828 nucleotides long. RefSeq lists its product as uncharacterized. The record is from RefSeq and is a predicted model, not a curated record. Bases 68 to 4051 code for a protein of 1327 amino acids. Gene Ontology annotation, molecular function: catalytic activity. NCBI's taxonomy places the organism in Eukaryota, Viridiplantae, Chlorophyta, Chlorophyceae, Chlamydomonadales, Chlamydomonadaceae. The transcript has 6 exons.